Molecule: messenger RNA, 758 nt
Organism: Scylla paramamosain (green mud crab)
Lineage: Eukaryota; Metazoa; Arthropoda; Malacostraca; Decapoda; Portunidae
Product: zinc finger protein AEBP2-like
Exons: 4
Coding region: 39-578 (179 amino acids)
Source: RefSeq, a predicted model, not a curated record
AAUUUGUAUUUUUAUCAACAGAUUCUGGUUCUGAGGGAAUGAGCUUGGGACCAAUGGUAAUCAGCGGACAAAUGUCCAAUAGUCAGGAGGCAGAAGUGGUGGAAUAUUCUCCAACUAGUAUUGAAACAAUGGAAUCAGGAAUCUCUUUGUCAUCUCCUCAAGAGCUAAGUGGAGAUGAAGUUGAAAUGGAAGAAUCCAUCUUGUCUAAAAUGGUGGAGAUAGAUGAGGAAGAGGAAGAAGAUAAGCAGAGAGGAGCAUCCAUGAUGGAUGUAGAGUCGCUGUCUUUGCAGGGCAUGAGUGGAGCACAGCCCCCAGAGUCACAUACUGGUUUGCCAGUUUCUGAUGCUGGAGAUGAUGAUGAUAACUAUGAGGACGAUUUUGAGGAUUAUGAAUCAGAUUUUGAAGAAGACAGUGGAUUAGGGGUGGAAGAUGAGAAUAGCUCAGGAAGUAGUGAAGAUGAAGAAUCAGGAAGUUCUCCUGAAGAAAGUGAUGUAGACUCUGCUGAUUCUGAAGUAGCUGCUGUUCUGCUUGCCAUACAAGAGGAAAAUAGAUUUGAAGAGGCUGGAACGUACCUUUAGUGUUGAUGUUCCAGAAGAGUCCAGGAACUCAAUGUCACCUGAAAAGAAAAUACAACCAGUGCCAAUACCAGAGGUUGAAGAUAUUAUAGAUAAACAAAAGCCACAAACACAAGUUGCCAGACCAAAAACUUCACAAACUUUUGUUAACUUUGAAAGAGCAAAGAAACAGCAGAAGAUGGC